AACUAUCAUCCACAUUGUGCAGUAAUAGUUAGGAUUAUGUGUAAGUAAGAUAAUUUGUGUUGAUGCGAUUAGUGAGGGGUCAGCAUUUCUGUUAUUUGUAUUGGGUCUGGUUAGUUCCAUGCACGUCGGAAAUGACAUGAGGCACAAAUGCAGGAACUCAUUAAAGCGAUUGGGAUGGAGUAGAACAGUUAGUUGUGGCAAUGGAAUUGGUGGUUUGGCUAAUAGGUCGUCUCAAUCCGGAAGAUCUUUUUUUGAGGAAAAUGUGAACAAGUUAAUAAUAAUUGGAAUAAGAGAGAAGCCUUAUCUCAAAUUGCUUGCCAUUCUCGCUCCUCAGAACGAAACGUCAACACUGUGCUCGUCGAUUUGGUCCGAAUUGAUUGAAUUUGCAAAUUUGCAGAUCUUGUCGACAAUGACGUUGGUCCUGCUCGAUGAGGAGGUCUCCGUUUUCGAAGAGUUCCGCACGCUCACCGUGGACCUCAACGUGGACGAAACGACGCGUCUCAGAUUUUUGCGAGCUCGAGACCUGAACGUGAAAAGGGGGGAAGAAAUGCUGCGUCGAUCAGUCGAGUGGCGAGAAUCCAAUGAGAUUGAGACAAUCAGUAAAUGGGAAAUUCCGUCUGAAAUUCUGAAAGAGUUCCGCAUGUAUUUCACGGGAUUGGAUGAGCAGGGUUAUCCAGUUUACUUGAUUCCACUGGGUCGAUGGGAUGGUCGGAAAAUUCUGGGGAAGGGGUUGAAGGAGGAGAGCAUCAAGUUCAUGUACCGCACAUUGGAAACAAUCAUGGCUGCGUGCAGGGACCUGGGCGUCACCAAGUUUUCCGUUAUCGUGGACAACGACGGCCUCACCUUGUGGAAAUGUGCUCACUGGGAUUCUAUUGAAUCCAGCAUCCGAGUUAUUAAAGACUUUGAGUCGAAUUAUCCGGAAACUUUGGUGAACGCCUACUUGGUCAACACCCCCACUGUGUUUUGGCAAGCUUUCAAAUUCAUCAAACCAGUCCUGGCUGGGAACACGCUGGCGAAAAUCAACAUUUUUGACUCUGAUAAGAAAAAGUGGAGUGCGGCUUUGCUGGAGAGAAUUCCGAAGGAUGCUCUUCCCAACGAGUACGGAGGUGACGCCAAGGCCUUCGACAUCCAUUUAGCAUAAAGCAAAUAUACAUACGCAUCGACAUAUUUAUUGCCCCACACUCUCCAAGGUUCCUAAGUAUUCUCCUCUCUUCAGCUUAAAUAUAUACGUAAAUCGCGCAUCUUAUUUUUGUGUCAGAAUAAUUAAUUUCGAAAAAUAAAACAAAAUCAGCUCAGA
Messenger RNA from Folsomia candida, 1297 nucleotides. RefSeq names its product SEC14-like protein 4. Gene Ontology annotation, cellular component: cytoplasm. NCBI's taxonomy places the organism in Eukaryota, Metazoa, Arthropoda, Collembola, Entomobryomorpha, Isotomidae. The record is from RefSeq and is a predicted model, not a curated record. The transcript is spliced from 5 exons. The coding region runs from base 119 to 1141 and encodes 340 amino acids.